This is a messenger RNA of Hypanus sabinus (Atlantic stingray), 1012 nucleotides long. RefSeq names its product PDZK1-interacting protein 1-like. NCBI's taxonomy places the organism in Eukaryota, Metazoa, Chordata, Chondrichthyes, Myliobatiformes, Dasyatidae. The record is from RefSeq and is a predicted model, not a curated record. The coding region runs from base 190 to 723 and encodes 177 amino acids. The transcript has 5 exons.
CAAGCUUCUCGUGGUGCCUGAACGAGCUGUUCAUCCAAAAGUCGUUGUUUGCUGCGAAGUUAUGAUCGCUGAUUUCGUGUGACAGUAACGAGGAGGUUCAACUUUUCUUAAAAAAACCUCUUGCAACGCUACAGGAAAUGUCAGGUAGAGGAGGCGUGGUGGACAUACCCGGAGCUCAGAUCGCCAGGAAUGCCAAACCUCAGCCAGUGUGCAACUAGGCAGCGACAACGUCCACUUGGAGUCCGGAGUCCAGUUGUAGCCCGCGAUGUUUCACAGCCUUCGCCUUUGCUGCUUUUUUCUCGCGUUCGUCUCGGUACAUGCCCAGAACGCAGCUUAAUGCCCCGUGAUGGAAUCCGCGAGGUGUACUUUUCCCAGAAAGAAGACAUUGAAAUCCAUCGGAAGGAAAUUUCCCGCUCAGGUGAAACUAAAGAACAGCCUAGGAGAGUUUUGCAACCCUGGCUUACAGGGAUCAUUGCAGUAGUUGUGUUCCUGUGCCUGUGCUUUAUUGGAUUUAUAGUGAAUAAAAUCUGGUGCAAGAAUGCUGAAGUUACUAAUCAUCUGGAAUCACCAGCGCUGGAGCCUGACUACGCAAACACCAAUGGAACCCCUGUUACAGGAUCUUCUUUAGAAGAUGUGAGAUCAAAUGAACAUCCAAAUGCCUAUGAAAAUAUAUAUCAGACCUUCAAUGAUGAAUCACCGAAGAUAACUGUAACUGAAAUGUAAUAUUGUAAAUCAAAGAAUAGUUUCCAGAAGAUCUGUUUAAAGUAAUGAGUUAAUUUCAUAUAUUCCAAUGACACACCAUAUGUUUUCUUCUUUUGAAUAUAUAAACAGAGUGCUAUGUAUUUGCAGCUUCAUUUUGCAGUCUGAGUGCUUCAUAUAUAUGAUAUAUUAUCAGUACUUUUAAUGUAACUUUAUGUAAUGAUUUUAUUCUCAACGUUGAGGGAUAAGCAGAUGAUCAGUUCUUCUAGCUUCCUGGAGAUAUGCAAGAAUAAAUCAAUACUGUUCAACAUUC